AUGAUAAUAUCGAUGGUUCAGGUGCUCGAUUCUAGUAGUCAGUUUUUCCUUAAUGUCAAGAAAAUUCCAUCGGCUUUUAAAGAAGUUAAUGGUAGUUUCUUUUAUAAAAAUGCUGAAGAAUGUGAUCGUCUUGUUGCAUCUGAACAUUGCUCGGAUGAUGAGAAAAAUAAAUCAUUUGUUAUCAUUAAUCAAAAAUGUAUUGACCCAUUAUCAUUUAAUGUAUUAGCGAAAGAUGGAAUCUUGGCAUUAAGACGUGCUAAACAUCGAAAUAUGGAACGUUUGACUUUAACAUAUGAUGAUGAAGCUAUGAAUGAUGAUGCUUUUGAAAUAGUUACUCAUCAAGUACUUACUCAAUAUAAGGAACAAGUAAAAGAUCGUGCACGUUUAGGUGUUCAAACAUUUGCUGAAUCAUUAUUAAUUAUUCCAAAGGCUAUUACUCAAAAUACUGGACAUAAUCAACAAGAAACAAUUGUUAAAUUUCAAUAA
Rotaria sp. Silwood2 is the source of this 486-nucleotide messenger RNA. Lineage: Eukaryota; Metazoa; Rotifera; Eurotatoria; Philodinida; Philodinidae. The record is from the annotation of a GenBank genome assembly.